Molecule: messenger RNA, 2673 nt
Organism: Dermatophagoides pteronyssinus (European house dust mite)
Lineage: Eukaryota; Metazoa; Arthropoda; Arachnida; Sarcoptiformes; Pyroglyphidae
Gene: niki
Product: nimA-like kinase
Biological process (GO): protein phosphorylation
Molecular function (GO): protein kinase activity; ATP binding
Source: RefSeq, a predicted model, not a curated record
UUGGGUGUUUAUAAUUUUCAUGUUUUGUUUUUUCCGGAUGAAAUUCUUGAUGAAAAAGAAUGGAAAUAUUAAAUCAACCAAUUCGACAAUCAUCAAAUCUAAUUCUAUUCCGUCAUGAUGGUAAAACAUAUGAAAAAUUUAAAAUUCUAGGCCAAGGAUCAUUUGGACAUGUUUUUCUUUGCCGUAAACAUUGUGAAAAUGAAUGUCAAUAUGUUGCAUUAAAAAUACUUGAUGUUGAUCAAUUUGAAGCAAAACAAAUUGAUUCAACUAUAAAUGAAAUUCGUAUAUUAUCGAUAUUGAAUCAUAAAAAUAUUAUUAAAUAUUAUGGUAGUUUUGUUUGGCGUGAUAAAUUCUAUAUUGAAAUGGAAUAUGCUGAUGCAGGAACAUUAAAUUCAUUUCUAAAUUCAUUAAAUUGUUCAUUACGUGAAUUUGAAAUUCUAGCAUUAUUUUUACAGAUUGUAACCGCUGUACAAUAUCUACAUCAUAAUAAUGUUAUUCAUCGUGAUAUAAAAACGAAAAAUAUUUUCCUUAAUAAACAAGGUUUUAUUAAACUUGGUGAUUUUGGUAUAUCGAAAAUAUUGGAUAAAAAUAAAGAUGCUAGGUCGUUUGUCGGUACACCACUUUAUCUUUGUCCAGAGAUUCGUUCGGGAAAAGCCUACAAUAAACCGGCAGAUAUUUGGUCAUUAGGAUGUGUACUAUUUGAAAUGACAUUUACAUCCGUAAAUAACCGUAUACCAUUCGACGAUGAUGAUGAUGAUAAUAAUGAUGAUGGUGUGAUUGCUCGAUUAAUGUCAAAAAUUAUCAAAGGCCAACAACAUCAUCUAUCGCUGAAUGGACAAUAUUCAAAAACGCUUGAAAAAUUUAUCAAUAAUUUAUUGGAACAUAAUCCACGUAAACGACCAACAGCUGAAUAUCUGGUUCAAAAAGUUACAUUAAUGAUGAAUGAAAUGUCGGCAAAAAAUCUUAAUAAUCUAAGUUGUUAUUCAAUGCCAAAUAUUCGAAUGGAUCAACAAUCAAAUCUAUCAACAUAUUUACAUCAAAAUAAUCGAAAUUCAUUUCGGCAGAAUUUCAUCAAUUAUUGUUCAUAUGUUUGUCGAUUAGAUCUUUCACAAUUAGAUUUGAAUGUUGAAUUAAUGAAAAUUACUUGUUCACAUUGUUCAUCAAUACGACAAUUAGUUAAAAGUGAUAAUCAUUUUUUGGCUUUAUCGAAUGAUAAUAAAGUUUAUUCAUGGGGUGAUGGUCAGAAUGGUGAACUUGGCCAAGGUCAUGAUAUAAUAUCGUUGAAGAAUGCAAAACAAAUAAAAUUAUUGAAUAGUUAUUCGAUUCAGAAAAUUGGUUGUGGACAAGGAUUCAGUGUUUUUGUUGAUCGUAAUGGUCUGGUUCUUACAUGUGGAAAUUAUCGUAGCCAAUGUUUAGGUAGUGAUGACCAAACCAAUAGAUUUCGACCAACCAUUGUAAAUGAAUUAUUACAAAUCAAUAUUGUUGAUGUUGAUUGUAGUGAUGAUCAUGUUGUUGUUGUUAGUACGGAUGGUCAUGUUUAUGGUUGGGGUUCGAAUCAAAAUGGAAAACUUGGUAUUAAUAGUGAAAAACAAACGGUUAUUUUUCCUACUUGCAUACGAUUAGAUUGUCGAGUUAAAACAGUUGUUUGUGGUAAAAAUGCAACAGCAUUUAUUGAUCAAUACGGAUCAAUUUGGCUUUGUGGUGAUAAUCAAUUUAAUCAAUUGGCGCUAAAUGAUUUAGAUUUUGGUCAUUGUUUUCGGAAAAAACCGAUAAAAAUGGCAACAAAACCAAUUCGAUGUCAAGCUAUUAAAGGCCGAAUUAAAGAUGUUUGUUUGGGUGAAAAACAUUCAUUUUUCAUUCUACAUGAUGAUACUAUUAUUGCUGCUGGUGAUAAUUCUGAUGGACAGCUAGGUCUUCAUCACCGGAAUCGAAUCAUAAAACCAAUUCGAGUUUCGCCAUUAAAACCAAAACAACAAUUCAAAUCAAUCAAAGUUGGAUCAUGUUUUACAGCAAUUCUUACUGAUGAUUCAUUAUAUUUUAUUGGUGCUCGUACUAUUCUACAAUCAUCAUCAUCAUCAUCAUCAUCACCGGAAUUACAAUCAACAAUUUUAAAUUUAUCUGAAAAUAAUAAUAAUAAUUUUAUUAUUGCCAAUUCGAAUCAAUCCGUAAUGGACGUAUUAAAAAUUUAUGGCCCAGAUUAUUCGAUAAUUAAAAUAUCCAAACCGAAAAUAAUUGUUCGUACAAUUAAUGAUCUAUUACGAAUCGAUUGUAAUCAUCAUAUUGUUUUAUUUGCACAAUCCAUACUAAAUGUUUAUCAAACAAAAACAUUACCUGAACAUUCAAUACGAUUGAAUGAUAUUUAUUGUCAUAAUGAUGUCCUAUAUGUUUUGAUUGAUUCGAUACAAACACAAGAUACACCACCAAUGGUUUCCGAUGAAUUAUUCAUUCAACAACAACAACAACAACAAUCAUCCUGUUUACAGCCAUCACAACUUUCAAAUUAUUUUUUAUUUAUGAAAAAUGAUUAUGAAAGUGAAUUGGAUUAUGCCUGGCUUGAUGAUUUAGGAAAGUAGCUUAGCUUAGCUGUGCUUAGCAGCCAGCAAUUUGCAUAAUACAAGAACCAACUUGUAAUAAUUGUAAAAAUUCAUCACCACCAUCCAAUAAACGUUUAUC